AUGACGCAGGGUCCGGGUGGCCGCGCGGCCCCGGAGCCCGAGGCGCCCACCACCUUCUGCGCGCUGCUGCCGCGUAUGCCGCAGUGGAAGUUCGUGGCGCCGGGUAGCUUCUUGGGCCGCGGUCCCGCGGCAGCAGCGCGCGUGGCGGGGGCAGCAGAGGCACAGCCCGAGCCCGGGGUCCCCGCGUUGGCCGCUGUGCUGGGCGCCUGCGAACCGCGCUGCGCCGCGCCCUGUCCGCUGCCCGCGCUCGGCCGCUGCCGGGGCUCGGGGACGCGAGGCGCGCGGGUGACUCCGGAUGUCGCCGACGAGUGGGUGCGCAAGGGAGGCUUUAUUCACAAGCCGGCGCACGGCUGGCUGCACCCCGAUGCCAGGGUCCUGGGGCCCGGGGUCUCUUACAUCGUUCGGUACAUGGGUUGCAUUGAGGUGCUCCGGUCCAUGCGUUCCCUGGAUUUCAACACCCGAACACAGGUGACGAGGGAAGCCAUCAAUCGGCUGCAGGAGGCUGUGCCAGGUGUCAGAGGCUCCUGGAAGAAGAAGGCCCCCAACAAGGCGCUGGCCUCCAUCUUGGGGAAGAGCAACCUGCGCUUUGCCGGCAUGAGCAUCUCAGUUAACAUCUCCGUGGACGGCCUUAACUUGUCUGUUCCCGCCACUCGCCAGGUUAUCGCCAACCAUCAUAUGCAGUCUAUUUCCUUUGCCUCGGGUGGCGACACGGACAUGACUGAUUAUGUGGCCUAUGUGGCCAAGGACCCCAUCAACCAGAGAGCCUGCCACAUCUUGGAAUGCUGUGAGGGUCUUGCCCAGAGCGUCAUCAGCACCGUAGGGCAAGCCUUUGAGCUGCGUUUCAAGCAAUACCUGCACAGUCCACCCAAGGCUGUAAUGCCCCCUGAAAGACUGACUGGGCUGGAGGAGUCGGCCUGGGGAGAGGACGAGGCUGCUGCAGACCACAAUUACUACAACAGCAUUCCAGGAAAGGAGCCGCCCCUGGGCGGGCUGGUGGACUCCAGACUGGCUGUCACACAGCCCUGUGCGCUGGCAACACUUGGGGGCCUUGGACAGGGAAUGUCACCGGCAUGCAGAGAUGUCCGUGGCUUGCCUUGGGACGUGGGCCCCACUGGAGCAGUUCCGCCUGGGGAUGGCUACGUGCAGGCAGAUGCUCGGGGACCACAGGACUAUGAGGAGCAUCUAUAUGUCAACACCCAGGGCCUGGACGCGAUGGAGCUUGAGGAUACCUCUGGGACACCGCUACAGCUUGAGGGCAGCCCCAAGAAGGACCUGUUUGACAUGCGACCCUUUGAAGAUGCCCUGAAGUUGCACGAGUGCUCAAUGGCAGCAGGUAUCACUGCAGCUCCACUCCCUUUGGGGGACCAGUGGCCCAGCCCCCCUACCCGCAGGGCCCCCAUUGCACCCACAGAGGAGCAGUUGAGGCAGGAGCCCUGGUAUCAUGGACGAAUGAGCCGGCGGGCUGCAGAGAAGCUGCUUCGUGCUGAUGGGGACUUCCUUGUGAGAGACAGCAUCACCAACCCUGGGCAGUAUGUCCUCACAGGCAUGCACGCGGGGCAGCCCAAGCACCUGCUGCUGGUAGACCCUGAGGGAGUGGUGCGGACAAAAGAUGUGUUGUUUGAGAGCAUCAGCCACCUCAUAGAGUAUCACCUGAAGAACGGGCUGCCCAUCGUGGCUGCUGAGAGCGAGCUGCUUCUGCGGGGCGUGGUCUCUAGGGAGCCAUGAGCCAGGUGACAGUCCUCAGCCCAACUUCUACCCCCAGAAGCCCUUGCUGUGGCCUUGAGGGCUCAGCCUUUCUCUCAGACCCUGAAGCCACGAGAACCAGAAUGGUCACCACCUCUCCUUCUGCAUGAGCCUCAGGAAGCUGCCUUUUCCCAGCUGUGCUCGCUUGCUCUGCUGGCUGGGCCAGUGAGACAGAGUCGGGGUUCAAGCCCCUGGUACCACCUGAGCCCCAACCCUGAACUUGGGUGAGGCUCUAUAAACCAAAGACAGACCAAAUCGCCUUUAACAAAGACAUCCAAAUGCAGGCCCCGUGCCUCUGGUCUCCAGUGGGGGUAGAGACAUCAGGCUGUGUCCACAGAGUUGGUGUGGACAGCUCAGUGUAGGCAGAUGCACUGUUA
This is a messenger RNA of Grammomys surdaster, 2120 nucleotides long. It is a transcript of the gene Shc2, whose product is annotated as SHC adaptor protein 2. The transcript is spliced from 13 exons. Gene Ontology annotation, biological process: cell surface receptor protein tyrosine kinase signaling pathway; intracellular signal transduction. Lineage: Eukaryota; Metazoa; Chordata; Mammalia; Rodentia; Muridae. Gene Ontology annotation, cellular component: plasma membrane. The coding region runs from base 1 to 1725 and encodes 574 amino acids. Gene Ontology annotation, molecular function: receptor tyrosine kinase binding. The record is from RefSeq and is a predicted model, not a curated record.